Branchiostoma belcheri (Belcher's lancelet) is the source of this 1474-nucleotide messenger RNA. Its product is annotated as CCAAT/enhancer-binding protein delta-like. Gene Ontology annotation, molecular function: RNA polymerase II cis-regulatory region sequence-specific DNA binding; DNA-binding transcription factor activity, RNA polymerase II-specific. The transcript has 4 exons. The record is from RefSeq and is a predicted model, not a curated record. Bases 58 to 1050 code for a protein of 330 amino acids. NCBI's taxonomy places the organism in Eukaryota, Metazoa, Chordata, Leptocardii, Amphioxiformes, Branchiostomatidae. Gene Ontology annotation, biological process: regulation of transcription by RNA polymerase II; DNA-templated transcription.
ACAAAUCGAGCGGCCGUCACCCGGCUACAUUCUUGUUGCGAAAUCACCGGUACUUGGAUGAGCGACCCCAGAACUCUUUCCGUAAAUUCUCGCAGAAUCAGCGGCAUUUUUAGUUACUCGGCCGGACAAUACGAUCCUGCCGACACUAUACAUUCCCGAGAAGGUUUUAUUACGUUCCCAACAGAAACCACGGCUUUCCACGACUUCUCAUUCGGCCAGGAUCAGUCAUGUCACCGCGCAGAGAUGGACCCUACUCCGGUCUCGUCUCCCGCGAACUUCUAUGAACUGGAAUCCAGUGGCAAGCAGAAAACGGUCUUCACUUUCGAGCGCGAACAGAGUUUCCCGGACCUCAGUACACUUUGUGACGGCGAGGACUCCGUGGAUUUGAGUGUUUACAUCCAGGAAAGUGCGAAGCGCUGGCACCUGGACUCCGGCGGAGAGGACCUCCUGGCCGAGCUGGGACUCUCCAAGAGCGAUCUGGACAAAGACAAGUUCCCCAAGCCAUCAGACACCGGAGCGACCCCAACUGUAACACCUCAGGCCUUGCCCGAGCCGUUUGACACACUGGACGACAGCUACAUGCCGCAGCUCACGUCCGAGUCGACGGAAGCCCCGGCCACAAACACCCCGACCACCACCACCGCAGCCACCCCGGUCAUCGCUUCGGUGCCGGUGAAGGAAGAGCCCGUCUACCUACAGGAGGAGUACUCGGCCUCCUCUCACGGCUCGACCAGGAGUCCGAUUGGAUCGCCAUCGGAGAACAAACCAGCACCCGGAAAGGCGCAGUCAUCUCGUGGUGGACGCAGGGCCCUGCAGAAGGGGACUGAGGAGUACGUCACACGCCGCCAGCGCAACAACGUUGCGGUCAGGAAGUCGCGUGAGAAGGCCAAACAGCGUAAUCUGGAAACUCAGCAAAAGGUCCAGGAACUUCAGCAGGAGAACGAGAAGCUCCAGAAGCGGGUGGAACUUCUGACCAAGGAGCUUGACACCCUCAAGUCCCUCUUCACCAAUGUCAGUGCUGCCCGCGGGAGCAACGCAAGCCGCAACUGAAGCUUCACGCCAAACCUGCCGGCCAUGUGACAUCCUACGCAGCACAGCCUGUGGCCGCAUGCAGUCGUGUCGAUCACCAUCUUCGAAAGAACGUAUCCGAUUAAAAGUAUCAGAUCGGACUUACCUAUAUAGACUGCUAUAUAUUCCCUAUACUCAGUUUAAUGAACAAAUCACUUGUUUGACGUGUAAACGUUCUAUAAGACAAUCCAGCUUAUUCAAAGGCACUGCUUUGAAGUCUGGAGAUGCUUUUUUGUGCUGAAGUGUAAGGUGUGUUGUAGAAAGGCUAGAUAUGCCGUUAGGGCCAAAUAUCAUAACUAUAUUAUAUCGAAAGUAGUGUUUAAGUAUCUUCUUCAUUACAAAUCGUCUGAUGUGCGAUUAUGACAAAUAGUGAAUAAAGUGUGAUGUAUUUAUUGUUCUAACCAGA